Cicer arietinum (chickpea) is the source of this 1976-nucleotide messenger RNA. Its product is annotated as 3-ketoacyl-CoA synthase 11. Lineage: Eukaryota; Viridiplantae; Streptophyta; Magnoliopsida; Fabales; Fabaceae. The record is from RefSeq and is a predicted model, not a curated record. Gene Ontology annotation, cellular component: membrane. Gene Ontology annotation, biological process: fatty acid biosynthetic process. Gene Ontology annotation, molecular function: acyltransferase activity, transferring groups other than amino-acyl groups.
AUUUAAAACACUCUCAUCUUUCAUAUUUUUACAUUACAUUCAUUUCCUCCUUUUCUUUUUUCACAUUUACAUGUUUAGGCAAACAUAUCAUAUGAUAUAUUUCUAGCUUCCAAAAUUUAGUACUUUAGAACCAAAAAAAUUAUUGCCAUUAAGAGAACCAAAAAAAAUAAAAAGAAAAGAAAAAUCACACAAAGCCAUUCUCUUUUGAAAGAGUUUUUUCAAAAUUUUCAACACCAAUGGCAGAUGAAAAGAAUCAAACAGUUUCUGUUGAAUCUCCACAAGAAGAAAGAAUGAAACUUCCAAACUUUCUUCUAUCAGUGAAACUCAAAUAUGUGAAACUUGGUUAUCAUUACUUAAUCUCAAAAGCUAUGUAUCUUUUUCUUAUACCACUUUUUGGAGCAGCUUCAGCUCAUUUAUCAACUAUAUCAUACCAUGAUGUUGUUCAUCUUUAUGAAAAUCUGAAAUUCAAUCUUGUAUCAGUAACUUUAUGUUCAAGUUUAAUGGUAUUUCUAGUGACCCUUUACUUCAUGAGUCGUCCAAGAGGUGUUUACUUGGUUGAUUUUGCAUGUUAUAAGCCAAAACAAGAUUACACAUGCACAAGAGAGAUUUUCAUGCAUAGGUCUGAGUUAACAGGUACUUUUUCUGAUGAGAAUUUAGCUUUUCAAAAGAAGAUUAUUGAGAGGUCUGGUUUAGGACAAAAGACUUAUUUGCCCCCAGCAAUUUUGAGUGUUCCACCAAAUCCUUGUAUGGCUGAAGCAAGGAAAGAAGCUGAGGAAGUUAUGUUUGGAGCUAUUGAUGAGCUUUUGGAGAAAACUGGUGUUAAGGCUAAGGAUAUUGGGAUUUUGAUUGUGAAUUGUAGUUUGUUUAAUCCUACACCAUCUUUAUCUGCUAUGAUUGUGAAUCAUUAUAAGUUAAGAGGGAAUAUUCAAAGUUAUAAUCUUGGUGGCAUGGGUUGUAGUGCUGGACUUAUCUCUAUUGACCUUGCUAAGCAGCUCUUACAGGUACAUCCAAACUCAUAUGCAUUGGUGGUAAGCAUGGAAAACAUAACACUGAACUGGUAUUUUGGCAACAACAGAUCAAUGUUAGUAUCAAACUGUCUUUUCAGAAUGGGUGGUUCAGCAAUUCUACUCUCCAACAAAACAUCAGACAGCAAAAGAGCAAAAUACCAACUGAUCCACACAGUAAGGACACACAAAGGUGCAGAUGACAAAUCAUACGGUUGUGUGUUUCAAGAAGAAGAUGACAAAAAAACAAUUGGUGUUUCACUAUCAAAAGACUUAAUGUCAGUUGCUGGAGAAGCUCUCAAAACCAACAUCACAACACUUGGUCCAUUAGUCCUUCCAAUGUCAGAACAGCUUCUUUUUUUUGCAACUUUGGUUGCAAGAAAAGUCUUCAAAAUGAAGAUUAAGCCAUAUAUUCCUGAUUUUAAACUUGCUUUUGAGCAUUUCUGUAUUCAUGCUGGUGGAAGAGCAGUGUUAGAUGAAUUGGAGAAAAAUCUUGAUCUUAGUGAUUGGCAUAUGGAACCAUCAAGAAUGACACUUUAUAGAUUUGGUAACACUUCUAGUAGUUCACUGUGGUAUGAAUUGGCUUAUGCUGAAUCUAAAGGAAGAAUUAGAAAAGGUGAUAGAACUUGGCAAAUUGCAUUUGGUUCUGGAUUUAAGUGUAAUAGUGCUGUGUGGCGUGCAUUGAGGACCGUUGAUCCUCUUCAGGAGAUAAAUCCUUGGAUGGAUGAGAUUCAUCAAUUUCCUGUUCAUGUGCCUAAAGUGGCAACUAUUACUUAGGUGUUUGUUUGGGGAAUUUUUACAUUUAAUCUUUUUUUUAGGAAGUGUGCAAAAAUAGAAGAAAAAGAUUAAUUACUUGAUAAAUUUUUAGUUUGCCAACUUGUUCUAGUGUGUUGAUGUUGAACAAGUGGAUAAUUAUUGUCCAAUUGAACAUUUAUUACAUGAUUUUUUCUUCUUCAUAAUUUUUAUCUAUAA